GCUCAGCCCACUCGCGGCCGAGACCUUGUCAAAGCGGUCUCACAAGCCCGUAUUUAAAACUUUUCUCAGCCCGAAAGCUGAAUGCACCCGACAUUUCUUAGGAUUCCCUCCAACUUGUAACCUCGACAUUACAUACAUACAUAACGAUACCAUUCACUACUCGAAAGCAGUCUAUUAUAUACUCGCACCGCCGCUCCAGAAAUCAUUCCAACCCCGAAUACCGAAAAUGACUUCAUCCGCACCUACCUCGACGCCGUCCUCCUCGGGUUGCGGCGCGCUACUCUACGUCAUCCCAGUGCAGGACGCGGCGUGCGCGGUACCCGCGACGGGCAACAACACCGACAUCAUGGGCGCGUGCUGUGGUGCUGCCGACGUAGUCUCUUACUAUGACGGAUGCGGGCUCUACUGCCUCGCCGCGGGCCAGACCGUUGGCGACCUUAGCGAGUGUAUACGCGACAAGGGUGCCGCUCCUGGGAAUAUCUUCUGCAACCAGAACACCACAGCUACGGCCACCGAUACGGGCGCGCCUCUGCCUACCUCGGCCAGCGCUAGCAUCGUCGUCACGCAUAGCGGCGGCUCGAAGCCGACCCAGAGCGGCGGCGACGGCGACAGCGAUCCGAGCUCGACGGAAUCUCCCGGCGCCGCUGCUGGCCUCCGACCCGAAUACACUACCGUGAGCACCCUAGGUUGUGCAAUCGUAGCCCUGCUCUUCUCCGCAACGGCGUUCGGUGCCCUGCAGCUAUAGAUUAAUAAUGGAUGGAGUUGGAGGAAAAUUUUUUUUUUUUGGAUGUAAUGAAAAGGUGGAAAUAAUGGGAGCGCCACGUACCCAUAUAUAUAGCUCCAUCAUAGUUGGAUUCCAACGUACUACACUUGGGAUUUACAACGUCUCGGUUUAACUUACUAGGGUUAUGACUAGUCAUAAGGGGGGGUUUG
This is a messenger RNA of Daldinia loculata, 933 nucleotides long. RefSeq lists its product as uncharacterized. The record is from RefSeq and is a predicted model, not a curated record. Lineage: Eukaryota; Fungi; Ascomycota; Sordariomycetes; Xylariales; Hypoxylaceae. The coding region runs from base 227 to 745 and encodes 172 amino acids. The transcript has a single exon.